Messenger RNA from Dermacentor andersoni, 2031 nucleotides. RefSeq lists its product as uncharacterized. NCBI's taxonomy places the organism in Eukaryota, Metazoa, Arthropoda, Arachnida, Ixodida, Ixodidae. The record is from RefSeq and is a predicted model, not a curated record.
UCACGCUAGGCGUAGUUUUGCUUGCUGCAUUCUCCGCUGCUAGACUUGCAGGUGUGGCUUGCAAAUCCGUGUUUCACAAGUUUGGAAUGAUCAGCCGUCGGGCGCCGUCAACAAAACCACGCCUUCGCUGCCCUGGCUGGAUUUUCUUGCGAAAACGCGCAGUCAGGUGCGCGUCUGCCCGACUACUGAUGGCGCUGCGGAGCACGCAGAGCGGCGACGAGAUUGCGCGGGGCGGCGCUGCAUAGUUCGAGUCCCUUCGUCUCGCCAUUUACACGCACGCCUUCGACCCCGCAAUGGCACCGCUGGUGACAGUGAUGGCAUUCAUGGCAGCCGUCGCCACGGCUGCAGAAAUCUAUGGACUGCAGAGGAUGCCAGAGCGGCGCGUUCGCAGGACGGUGGACGCCCUGUGCGGCAGCGAGCGGUUCGUGAACGCGGUGGUCCGCGCCCUGAUGGACGAGUCCCGGCCGCUGCUGUCGGCCACCGAGCCGCUGGUGCUGGGCGACGGGCCCCAGCACGGCGGGGUCCGGCUGCUGCGGGGCCGGCUGUGGGGCGCCGCCACGGUGCACAUGCGCGAGCCCAUGCUGCUCCGCUGCGACCCGCGGCGCAUGGCCGUCGCGGUGCACGUGGCGCUCAACAACAGCGAGCUCGCCUACGACUGGGAGGCGUCCACCGACACGCCGCUCGGCUCUCGCGGGUCAGCGUCCGUGUUCGCGCGGCACAUGUCGCUCAAGGCGGGGGUGCUGCUGCCGCGCAAGGUGGCCGGUGCCCUGUCCCCGAUCCGCGUGACGGCCGUGCGCGUCACCGAGCUGAGCGGUGCCGACGUCACGGUGAGCGGGCCGUGGCCUUUCGCCGAGCUCAUGUCGGCAGCGGCCAACCUGCUGCUCAAGAGCUUCCCGGAUCAAGUGAGGGCGCUCCUGUCGGAACCCCUGCGAGACGGCCUGCAGCGCUACCUGGACGAGAACUUGGCCUAGCCGACGGGCAGCCACUGCACGUCCCUGCCUGUCUAAUCCUUACAAAACUUCUAGAAUAAGUUCUAUUGUGUUUCUGUCGACUUUCUGUUGCCUUCAGCUUAAUGUCUGUUGAAAUGCAUUUGAAUAUCGUGCGUGAUUUUGGCAUAGAAAGUACCUCGCUUUCUCCACGGCACUGACGACAUCGUCACUUGUGGGGCUCGCGAUCUAUUCGAAGGGUUGGGUCGCGGUCUUUCAAGAAAGGACUGCAAGUUGCAAGGAUGAAUUUUUCUUCCAGUGCAGCCUUCUUAUGCUCCUUUCUCUUUUUCUUAAAUGAGACAACUGACAUUGAGCAGCCAUCGCCACAUUCCGUGACUUAUUCAGUGAGUGCCAUCAGUCAGUGUGGUUCGGCCUUCUUGUGCCUUUAAUGCGCGUUAGCGUACCGUUACCGGCCACCCUAAAUGCGACACUUGCUGGUCGCACCUACCAGCAAGGGUUAUCGUGUUAAACAGCGCAAGUAUAGCAGUGAGAACAAGGAAGACUACACGGACGAGUUCUUCCCUCCGUCAAUGCCACCGAUAAACUGUAGAUAUAUGGCCUCUAUAGCAACGCGUCAGGCAAGCAACGUAACAUAGGACGGGAAAGGGACGCCCCUGACAGUAUUUCUGUUUGCUUAUAUAACCGUUGUUGGGCUGCUUCAUUCGUCAAAAUUACCUCGUUAUAGUAACCGCUUUCGUCACCCUGACUCUGCCACUUAUGUAUGGACGGCGAAGGAAACCGUAGCAAAAAGUGGAAAAUGUCACAGAGAGACAUGGUACACAAACUAAACAGCAGACAGUUCGGUUUGGUUAUACGUGUGCCGAUUGAAGUAAUACUAUAUCAUAAAUAAUUUCAGGAACUGCAUAUGGCUAUUUUUCUUGAUUGUUUUGUUUGAAAAGGCAGAUAGCUGCAUGUGCCAGCACUGACACUCAUUUCAUUGUCUAGAUAGCAUUAUGGACUAUAUUUUCUGAGAAUAUCUUGUCAUGGGGGUUUAAUAUAAUUUGUCCAGCAUAUAGAAUGUUUCAAUAAAGGUCUAUAGGUUGAA